GGGAGUGAUAGUCGUGGAGCCUCGGAGAUGAGGUUAAAUAAUACAUCCAUGCGGAGAUGAGGUCCGCGCGUGUUGGUGCUCAGCUCCUGUCCACGCUGGCCAAGCUCCCCAGGCACGUGCCCGCCAGGCUCGUGUCCGUGACGCGGCAAGCUUCCACGGGAGCGCACAGCGGCGCGCGGCCGCCAGGAAAGCUGGUGCGGAAUGGAGAAAACAAGCAAACUGUGGUCUGUGUGGAGGGGAACAUUGCCAGUGGGAAAACAACUUGUCUGGAGUAUUUCAGCAAAACAAGUAACAUAGAGGUCGUUACAGAGCCAGUGUCUAAGUGGAGGAAUGUCCGCGGACACAACCCUCUGGCGCUGAUGUACCAGGACCCAGAGCGCUGGGGCAUCACUCUGCAGUCGUAUAUCCAGCUCACCAUGCUGGACAGGCACCUGUCGGCCCCCUCGACUUCAGUCAAGAUAACGGAGAGGUCCAUCUUCAGCGCCCAGUACAUCUUUGUGGAGAAUCUCUUCAGAAGUGGAAAAAUGCCAGAGGUGGACUACGCUGUUCUGGAUGAGUGGUUUGAUUGGAUCAUAACAAACAUCUCCAUCCCGGUUGACCUUAUUGUUUACCUGCAGACGUCUCCGCAGAUCUGCCAUGACCGGCUGAAGCAGCGAUGCAGAGAAGAGGAGAGCGUCAUUCCUCUGGAGUACCUGGAGUCCAUCCACCAGCUGUACGAGGACUGGCUGGUCCGGGGCAGCUCCUCACCGGUCCCUGCACCGGUACUGGUGAUUCCUGCUGACGGCGACCUGCAGACGAUGCUGCAGCAGUACGAGGAGCACCGGGACACCAUCCUGACCCCCCGCAGCCUCUGACCACGGCAGUUACCACUACUGCUCUCCUACCAGCCUUUUGUUACAACAUUCAUUUAAACUCAAUUUUAUUUAUUGUACAAGUUCAUACUUCUCAUGAACUAGUUCAAAGUUCAGUUCACAUAGUUUAAAAAUAAAUAGUUCACCAUUUUCACUUUGAACUAGUUCAAAUUCAGUUCAUUUCAAUAUCUCCAACAAUGUAGUCCAUUAUCAGUGUUUCUACCUGUUGCAGGUAAAUCCUCCCCCUGAAGGAGCAGCAGUGGGACUGGGGUCGUUUGGGUUGUUGGGUCUUCUUGGUCUUUCCUGAUAACUUUGUUUGAUUGUCAAGGACUUGCAGAUAUUUUCUCACGCUGGACGGAUGCUUUAACUCCACAUGACGUUUACAAUGUGAAGUUGACGGAGACGCUCGGACUUGUUUUCUCAGCGCAGGUGGACAUAAUUUACACAGAAAAAUUAUAUUUUUACCAUCAGACUCUUUGGGAGACGAUGUGUAAAAUUCCUGCAGAUAAUAAUAAGGAUCAUCAUCUGACGUCUCGCUGACGCUGCGUCUGCAUCGUCUCUCUCUUCACUGGUCAUGUAAAGACUGCACCGGGCUCGGGCCGCCGUUGCCAUGGAGCUGGAGCCCGUUGCUAUGCUAGUGUGUGCACUGCAUUGUGGGUAAUGUAGUGAGAAGUCGUCGUCGAGUAUUUUAAAUGUGGGCAGUGACAAUAUACAGCUGCUGCAGCAGUGCAUGUCUCAUAUCAGGAGAAGGAGGAUUAUUCCGUAAUUAGAAUCAGAAUCAGGUUUAUUGGCCACGUCAGGUCAAACAAGACAUGGAAUUUGACUCGGUUACUUUCGCUCACUGUACAGUAAAUAGGUAAAUGACAGCUCUUAUUAACAUAUAUACAAUUUUAAAAAAGUGAAAGGUGCAGCAGUAUGAGUUAGACAUGGUUAUUGAAAGGUACAUUGUUACAACAUAUGACUGUGAUUAUUAUUAUUAUUAUUAUUAUUAUUGCACAGUGAUUGAUUACUCUGAGACUGAGUGAUGAGAGUUCAUCAGAGCAACAGCUUGGGGGAAGAAACUGUCUCUAGUCUGGAGGUUUGGGUGAACAAGUUCACGUUCAAGUUCUUUAUUAGAAAAUAUGUUCAGCGUUCUCACAGAAAUGAACGUGUUCAAUGAACGCGUUCAUUUGAACUCGUUCAUGCACAACACUGCAUAUAGCGUCUAUUAUAACACAAGUUGUCUCCAGGAUCUUUCCAGAGACCAGAACAUAAACCCCCCAGCAACUGUUACAUAAACAAUGGCAGGUAAAAACUCCCCUGGUGGGAGAAAAACCUUCAAAAACUCCCCUUUAGGAGGAAGAAACCUGGACCAGGACCUGGAUCAUAAGGGGGUAGAAACCUGGACCCGGACCUGGAUCAUAAGGGGGGGACCCUCCUGCUGAAGACCAGCUAUAUACUGUAACUUCAACAUACCCCAUUUCCUGAACUGGGUUAAGUCAUUCAUGAGUUUUCAUCCAUAAUUCAGUGCUGACAUGUUCACAGUAGUUGCUGUUCAGUUGCUGAGUGAAAAAUACUCUUAAGACCAAAUGAACCAUUCCACUGUCAGCUUCCUUUAAAGGGUUCUACUUUUCUAAAUGAAAUGGCUUUUUGAAAAUGUAUUAAAGUGUUUUGUUCUAUACUGA
Messenger RNA from Cololabis saira (Pacific saury), 2515 nucleotides. RefSeq names its product thymidine kinase 2 (gene tk2). The record is from RefSeq and is a predicted model, not a curated record. Gene Ontology annotation, cellular component: mitochondrion; cytoplasm. Gene Ontology annotation, molecular function: deoxynucleoside kinase activity. The coding region runs from base 57 to 854 and encodes 265 amino acids. Lineage: Eukaryota; Metazoa; Chordata; Actinopteri; Beloniformes; Belonidae. The transcript is spliced from 10 exons.